CGGUGGCCCGCAUUGCCAACUUGCGGUGUGACAUAUUACGGAAGUUCAACGCUCCAAGUCUUGCUGGAGAGUACAUUGGGUGGCUCAACUGUUCAAGGGGGGUUGCAGCAAGGCCCGUGCUGUCCGCAUUCGCCGGUCAUGGCUUGGUGCAAAAUGGUGCGAACUGCAGGAUUUCACUGCAGCAACCUAUCGCUACGAGGGAUUGAUCUCCAAAUCUCACGGUCUUCAAUUUCUGAUAGGAAUGUGAUGAUUCAGUCCAGCCAUCCGUCGAUAAAGCCAAGCACACUUUGUACACGGCACUGCUGCUAUGGCAAGGAGAGCACUUGUACUCCUGGAGCUUCUUCCAUAUCUUUCCGGUGCACUGGCAAGGCGAGCACACCACGACGAUGGGAUUUGGUUUCUCCUUUCAAAGGUUCUCCUUUGUCGUGUCCUUCUAGCAGGCAUUUCAGCAGCAAUGGUAAUGAUGGGUCGGUAACAGCUGUGUUAGCGGCGAUGGAAAACUCGCGUCCGUGCAACGACAUGCGACACAUGACAGCAGAUGCCCUCUGCAGCAACCUGAAAGCUCUGUCAUCCAGGCGUCAGUCUAUUCGGAAGGUGGUGAUGUCUCCGGCAACAGGUUUGACCUUGGGGAAGGCUGCCCUGGAAGCCAGUGAACUACCAGCCGCGGGUUCUGCAGGCUCUGAAUUGGGAGAGGAUGUCAUAGGUAGGAGUUGGAGUGGUACUAGUGGGAGUGGUUAUACAAAAGAGAGCCUGUACUUCAGUGUCGGGUCGCUGACGGGCCAAAGCGAGGAUAGAGGAAUGGGGGGAGGGCAGCUGGGGGACCUUAUUGACAACGGUCGUGUUUACACUGAGACACUUCCCAUCAGAUGCUAUGAGGUGGGGGCUAAUCGAACGGCGAGGAUAGAUACAAUUGCCAAUCUUUUGCAAGAGGUGGGCGUGAAUCAUAUGCGCUUCCUGGGUUUCUCCGAAGAUGGGUUUGGGACAACCCCUGGAAUGAGGGAGAAGGGUCUUAUAUGGGUGACAACGAGGCUUCAUGUUGAGAUGCUGCGGUACCCUGCGUGGGGUGAUGUCGUUGAGAUCCAGUCCUGGCUGCAGGAUGGGGGCAAGGUGAAUGCCCGGAGGGACUGGGUCAUCUCUGAUGCAAGGACGGGCCGAUUGGUUGGGCAGGCCACGAGUGCCUGGGUGAUGAUGAACCAGGACACCCGUCAGCUCGUCCGGAUCCCGGCGAAUAUCAAGGCCGAGUACCUACACCACUGCUAUCCACACAGACAUGCCAUAAAUGACAAGAGCAGGAGUCGGAAGAAGAUAGAACGGCUGGACGACCCGCCGGAGUUCGCAAGGAGCGGGUUGCAGGUGCGGCGAAGCGACCUCGAUAUGAACCGACAUGUCAACAACGUGACGUAUGUUGGGUGGAUUAUGGAGAGCAUUCCCCUCGAGGUGCUUAACAACUUUGAGCUCCUCAGUCUCACGCUAGACUACCGGGGCGAGUCGUCUGGCCAUGAUGUGGUCGAGUCACUUACAAGUCUGGGAUCCGCUAGUUUGGAUCCUUCUUCAACAGAGAAUGACUCGGAUGUGAGGGGCAGUCGUCAGUUCUGCUCAUUAUCGUCAUCGUCAUCGUCAUCGUCAUCGUCAUCGUCAUCGUCAUCGGCAUCGGCAUCGGCAUCGGCAUCGGCAUCGUCAUCGUCAUCAUCAUCGCCAUCGUCAUCGUCAUCGUCAUCGCCAUCGUCAUCGCCAUCAUCAUCGUCAUCGGGCGAGUCGUCUGGCAAUGAUGUGGUCGAGUCACUUACAAGUCUGGGAUCGGCUAGCUUAGAUCCUCCUUCAACAGAGAAUGACUUGGAUGUGCGGGGCAGUCAUCAAUUCUGCUCAUUCUCGUCAUCGUCAUCGUCAUCGUCGUCAUCGUCAUCGUCAUCGUCAUCGUCAUUGUCAUCCUUCAGCAAUGGCAAUUGCAAUGGCGAUUCCAAAUCGGCCUGUGGAAAUCGUCUGAGGUGGGGAGUAACUACUGAUGGAGCAGCCUCAUUAGGAAACACUGCCCGGACCGAGGGACAAGGUGGUCAUCCUGAUGGGCCAGGUUCAUUCACUUUUCUGUUGGUGGAUGGAUUCCGAAAUGAUCAUGAACAUGGUAAGCCUACUAAUCCUCAAUUGUCCGCGAAUGGGAUGAAUGCGAUGAAUUUCGAACUGAAUAACCAAGUCGAACGCGAGAAGAGUUCUGCCUGUACAAAGGGGCAAGUCAGAGCUGCACUGCAUUUUGUUCAUCUGCUAAGGUUGCAGGAUGGCAAAAAAGAACUCAUCCGGGGAUCAACAACAUGGCAACAGUGCGGAUAAGGAAGAUGACAGUGCGUGUGGCUUGACCAGCAAGUGAAGUGAGCAUGGAGGUCAUCCAUGGAGGAUCAUAGGUGGACAGCAAUAAGUUCAUAAUAUGUGAAUAAACGUACGUUAUGGCG
This is a messenger RNA of Chara braunii, 2441 nucleotides long. NCBI's taxonomy places the organism in Eukaryota, Viridiplantae, Streptophyta, Charophyceae, Charales, Characeae. The record is from the annotation of a GenBank genome assembly.